Sphaerodactylus townsendi is the source of this 1608-nucleotide messenger RNA. RefSeq names its product netrin receptor DCC-like. The transcript is spliced from 6 exons. The coding region runs from base 601 to 1608 and encodes 335 amino acids. NCBI's taxonomy places the organism in Eukaryota, Metazoa, Chordata, Lepidosauria, Squamata, Sphaerodactylidae. The record is from RefSeq and is a predicted model, not a curated record. Gene Ontology annotation, biological process: cell-cell adhesion.
CCAGCCCGGACUCUCGCCUCCCGCAGACGGCUGGACCAGUAACAAGUGAGAGCCCGUCGCCUCCUGGGCUCCCCCCUAUAGCGAUGAACAUCUGCCCAGCAAGAAGGGGGGGAAUAUAACACCCCCGCCCCCCUUUCCCCGCUGGUCUCUUCCGUAGGAUCCUCGGCGCCCUGGGUUUUCUCCCACUUCGGACCCCAGCGGAGAUGGAGCAGCCGCCCCUCUUUUGAUGCAUCCCGGCUUGGGCUAUAUAGUCGUCGUUUUUUAAUUCUUCUUCUUCCUCUUCUUCUUCUUUUUUGGCUGGAUUUUCAUUUUUGGGCUCGCCUCCCCCAUGGAUGGUUCCCCCGCCGAGGGAUCCCCCCCGUCCCUCCUCCUUCCCCUUUGAGUUAGCCGCCUGAGAUUUUGGGGGGUGCGUUUCUUUCUUUCUUUCUUUUUUUUUGGAGGGGGCGGCUUCGGGACUGAAUGUAACUUUCGCGCCUCCGGAGCCCCGGGAACCGAAGGGAAGAGCCCCCUCCCUCCCACCCACCCCCACCCCCAGCGGAUUUGGCUUGCGGCUGGCCCUCCGGACCCCGAAAUCUCUCGGAGGCGUGGGGGGGCUGAAAUAUGGAGAAUAGCCUUGGAUGGGUCUGGUUACCAAAGCUGGCUUUUUUGCUCUACGGAGUCUCCCUGCAGCUCCAAGUCACCGGCACACAAGUUAAAGGAUUUACAACGCUACGGUUCCUCAUUGAGCCGUCGGAUGCUGUCACCAUGCGAGGAGGUAACAUUUUGCUGAACUGCACGGCAGAAUCGGAUCAAGGGCUUCCGGUCAUCAAAUGGAAGAAAGAUGGUGUCUUUUUAAACUUGGCCGUGGAUGAGAGAAGGCAGCAGUUUCCCAAUGGAUCUCUUUUGAUACAAAAUAUAGUCCACUCCAGACAUCAUAAACCUGAUGAGGGCCUUUAUCAGUGUGAAGCAUCUCUAGAAGGAACUGGAGCCAUCAUCAGUCGAACGGCCAAAGUCUCCGUUGCAGGACCUUUGCGGUUUUUAUCCCAGACAGACUCUGUCACAGCUUUUGCGGGAGACACUGUUUUGUUGAAGUGUGAAGUUGUCGGAGAACCCAUGCCCACGAUCCACUGGCAGAGGAACCAAGAGGACCUGGUCUUGACUCCUGGGGACACCCGCGUGGCAAUCCUGCCUUCUGGAUCUUUACAAAUUAGUAGAAUUCAUGCUGGGGACAGUGGGAUCUAUAGAUGCCUUGCAAAGAAUCCUGCCAGUGCCAGGACUGGAAACGAAGCAGAAGUCAGAGUUUUGGCAGAUCCCGGAUUGCACAGACAACAAUUUUUCCUGCAGAGACCAUCAAACGUGGUAGUUAUCGAAGGGAAGGAUGCCGUGCUAGAGUGUUGUGUUUCUGGCUAUCCAGUGCCAACAUUUACGUGGCUACGAGGAGACGAAAUAAUCCCUUUGAGAUCUAAAAAAUAUUCAUUGUUGGCUGGCAGUAACUUACUGAUUGCUAAUGCGACGGACGACGACUCUGGGACGUACACUUGCGUGGUCACCUACAAAGAGGAGAACAGUAGUGCUUCAGCAGAAUUAUCUGUGUUGGACAUGUCAGAUUCCUUCAUUCUGGUGGAGUGA